AUGUUCCUGAAAGGGCUUUCUACGACCCGGUUCCACCAAGGGUUCCAACGGCGGAAGCAGUCGAAUAUCAGGCAGGAUGAGUCCAGACUGCAAAGAGAGGCCUUGAAGCAGCACAUGAGUGUGCUCCACCUCGAAAGACGGCGGCAGAGACUUGGCAGUCUCGACAAGCGUAAUGGUUUUAACCUCAUAACGGGACAGUUCGACGCCAAUCGUCGAUGCACGACACCGUUCCAUGUGCAGCCUAGGACGAGGGAGACGGGGUCGUUGUCCGAAGUAGCGGAGCGCGCGGAAUACCUUCUCCUCCGUGAUUCGGAGUACAAAUUUCACGCACCUGCCUGGAGCGGCAAGAACCACGACGAGCGCCAGGAUCUCCUGCAGCGAGAGGGCCUCAACAAGCCCAAAAAGUCCACCCUCCUCGGGGUAGGAACUGCCGAUCUCGCGUCGGCAGGUGCCAACGACAUGUUUUCGAAAUCGAUAUACGACCCCGCUAAGACGUGCGCCGUCGAGGGUCUAGUGGAAACGUGCUUCCCAGGGCGCUACACGCCGCGCAAGGUGACCUCGGCUCGACGGGCGGCGGCCGCAUCACGCGACGAUACUCCUCCGCUAAGGCAGGGACAAGAAAAAAGUGGUCAACGGUCGUGCUCGUCGCCAGGUGCCUUGGACACCGUGUUUCGAGUCGUCCCGAACGGGCUCGGAAACCACAGCACCGUUGGGGGUCGAGGUGGGGCGACUGUUGCCGGGAUCGCACCCUGCAAACGGCUCUGCGGGUCGCGCAGCACCCCGACCAUACGGAGCCCGGAGAACAAGGCGGAAGUGGGCACAGGCACACCACUCCGUAAGUCUUCCCCCAUGCGAUCGCCAAGUCCGGGAGGUGGUAGCAGAAGGCACACGGGUAGUGGGGGAGAAGGUGGCCGGGGUGCUGGGUCGGUUUUUGCAGAGAGGCUUCUCUCCGCUACAAGCGGAAGCGCGAGGAGGGGGAGCCGCGGACUGACUCGUUCGCAUUCGGACUUUGGAGGGAGCAGCGGCAGGGGGCAGACUCAAGGGGUAGCAAGAGCCACGACAGCAGGAACGGAGGGCUUCGUGAAAAAAACGGCUUCUCCUGAAGAUUGUACGCGACGGUCCCCGGGUGAGGGCGGGCCGGGGUCAGCGCGCUUGUCAAGAGGACAGAGCCCGGCGGAGCGGAGAAGCAACGACCAGCUGACCUUGGACUUGGCUACCAUCCGAUCCCUGUAG
Ectocarpus siliculosus is the source of this 1233-nucleotide messenger RNA. The record is from the annotation of a GenBank genome assembly. Lineage: Eukaryota; Phaeophyceae; Ectocarpales; Ectocarpaceae.